Molecule: messenger RNA, 1880 nt
Organism: Cyprinodon tularosa
Lineage: Eukaryota; Metazoa; Chordata; Actinopteri; Cyprinodontiformes; Cyprinodontidae
Gene: ap1ar
Product: adaptor related protein complex 1 associated regulatory protein
Exons: 10
Coding region: 128-1027 (299 amino acids)
Biological process (GO): negative regulation of cell motility; regulation of Arp2/3 complex-mediated actin nucleation; negative regulation of substrate adhesion-dependent cell spreading
Molecular function (GO): AP-1 adaptor complex binding
Source: RefSeq, a predicted model, not a curated record
AGAAGAACGACCAGGAAGUGGUCUGAUCUAAGGACUGGAGAUGAUGAAGAUGAUUGUGAUGAUGAUGAUGUCUCUGUGAUGCAGCUUUCAGCAGAGCAGCCAGAGAGCGGGGAUCGCUGACAAUGAGAUGGGGAACUGCUGGGCUUUCUGCGUGGGCCUCUUCAGGAAGGAAGCUAACAGGAUCCAGAGAGGAGGCGGGUCAAAAUACUUCAGAAGUACUGCUACUGGAGAGCAUUAUACAAUAGAGUUUGAAAAUCUGGUAGAGAGCGAUGAGGCUGAGAGCCCACAGCCGUGCCCCAGGCCCAUCAAUGAAGAUGAACUGAGUCACCUCAAAGAGCACCGCUACGCCGCUAUCUCAGACAAACAAGUCCUGAUCGACCAAAAGCUGCAAGCAGAGUUAGAGGAACAAGAGGAGAAGUUAAGGCUAGAAGAGGAGGCUAGAAAUGCUGCCCAGCGCGAGGCCGCCAGGCUGGCUCGUGAACGAAAAAUGAAGGAGCUGUCCGCCCAGAGGACACGGGGGAAAGCUGACGGCUCCAGCGCUGAAACACAGCAGAGAAAGCAAAACUCUGGGGAGGAUUUCGACGUCUACCUCCAGAAUGUUAAAGCUCAGUCAGAUGCCUUCAGAAGCAACAGACUUCCCUCUGAAACAAACGCAUUGACUCCCAACACCGAGUACAGCUGGGAUUUCACCACUAAGACCCGCUCCACCAACGAUGAUGGGACCUCACUUGAUUUGGAGUGGGAGGAUGAGGAAGGGAUCAACCGGGCACUGCCGGCCUGGGAGCGUUCUCGCACAGAGGAGGACAUCUUGCGGGCGGCUCUGAGACCGGGCAGCAAACAGGUGAACAGUGGGCCCACCUCGGCCUCCGAGGACUCCAACGCUCUGGAGUGGGAGAACGACUUUGUGAGUACUCACCCAGAGGACAGCGCAGACGCUGAGUUUGAAGGGUUUGUCAAUCCUGUCUUAGACACUCCCUCAGAAGACGCCUCGGACUCUGGCCUCAGAGCAGACAACCAGGACAGAUAGUGUCCAGCACCAAAGGGGACGUUUGUCUUCGCCUCACCAGCUUUUUGCCUCAUCAAUCAGAAAUGUACGUCUUCAUAAUCUGUAAUGAAUCUGUGAUGCUGGAGAAAUGAGGAAUGGAUCCACCGUCAGUUUAAAGAAGAUUUGAUCAAAUACAUGUUUUCAGUGCCUUCAUCUGCUAAACUGUCUGACAUUCAGCUUUGGAACUGGACUUUGUUUACCGUUUGAAUCAUUAUUUGGUUACGAUUCUUUUUUUGAUGAUCCGUGCUUGGCUGAGGGGACUAAAAUCAGAUUGUAUUAUAAACAUAACUGUAAAAACUAACCAAGCUUAGAUGGAAAAAAUGCCUUUUUUCACAGCGUUGGUUUAGCAAAUAGAUAUUUACGUGGAGGAAAUAUUAAAAAGCAGAAAAAGAAGCGACUGACUCGAGGAUCUUUUUGCUAGUUUUUAAGUUUUGAUCUCUGAGUUUUGAGAGUAGCAGAUAUUGUAGGAAUACAAUUGAAAUCAGAUUACCACUCUUUAUGAAAGGUCUUAAGACUUUUCUAAUUUGCCCAAAUGUUUUUAAUUAAAUUACCAGUUUACAUUUUAAAUUUUGGUUCAUAGGAUUUCUGGUGUCCUCCUUUCAUCGUUUCAUUCCUGAUGACAGAACCUUUAUUCGUUUGUACGCCACCUUCCCUCCCUGCUUCCUGCUCAACUUCUCAUUUCUCAAAGACAUUUGCUUCGUCGCCUUUCGGCCAUUUUGUAAUGGGUCUUGAUGUAGCAGAGGGUUAUUUUAUAUCUGGAACAACUGGUUGUAUCUACGCUUUCCCUUUCUGGCAGAUGACCAAAGAUAAUCUUUUAUUAUUCCCACAAUGCGUG